Glycine soja is the source of this 1328-nucleotide messenger RNA. RefSeq lists its product as uncharacterized. NCBI's taxonomy places the organism in Eukaryota, Viridiplantae, Streptophyta, Magnoliopsida, Fabales, Fabaceae. The record is from RefSeq and is a predicted model, not a curated record. Bases 166 to 1128 code for a protein of 320 amino acids. The transcript has a single exon.
UUGAAGGAUAUAAAACAAGAGUGGAAGGGGCAACUUCUGUUAAUAUUGUUAUAGUAUUUAUUUCUUGUCAUCGUAAUUUUUCUGCACUUGUUGCAGUUGCAGUUGCAGGCUUUGCACCUUCCCCUUUCUCUCUCUCUCUCUCUCUCGGGACAAGAGAGCAGAAUAAUGGAGCUCCAAACCCCGAACAAUUAUGGCGUAACCGAAAACCCAGACACUCCCCUCUUCGAAGACAUCGACAGCACCUGCUCCACUCCCUACGUCAGCGCCCCUUCCAGUCCCGGCCGGGAACCCAUCUCUGCCGCCGGAGCCGGCUUCUUCUACAGUGCUCCUGCCAGUCCAAUGCACUUCACUAUAUCCGCCGCUUCCACUUACUCACACUCACCCUCUUGGUCUUCCUUGGAAAAAAACUCUUGUUGCGAUUUUGAGUUCUCGGCCCGGUUCGGUUCGUCCGGGUUGACUGGUUCGGGUUCGAUGAGCUCGGCCGACGAGUUGUUCUUGAACGGUCAGAUCCGUCCCAUGAAGCUCUCGACCCACUUGGAGCGGCCACAAGUCUUAGCUCCCUUGCUGGACCUCGAAGAAGAAGAAGAAGAGGAAGAAGAAAACGAGGUACGAGGUAGAGAUCUGAGGCUGCGAGACAAGUCACUCCGCAGAAGGACCAGAUCCCUCUCACCUCUUAGGAACACGCCGUUAGAGUGGACGGAGAACGAGGAAAAAACAGACAAGAAGGAAAACGUGACCCCUUCCGUUUCGAGCGGAAGUGGAAGGAGUUCCAAGAGGUGGGUUUUCUUGAGGGAUUUUCUAAGAAGCAAAAGCGAGGGAAGGAGUAAUAACAAGUUCUGGUCCACUAUUUCCUUUUCCCCCGCCGCCAAGGAAAAGAAGGGAAAUGGGCCGCAGAAGCCCAAGAAGGUCGCCGGAAAGCCCACUAACGGCGUCGGGAAGAGGCGCGUGCCGGCGUCGUCGCCGCACGAGUUGCAUUAUAAAGCCAACCGUGCGCAAGCGGAGGAGUUGAGAAGAAAAACCUUUUUGCCUUAUAGGCAGGGCUUGCUUGGGUGCUUGGGAUUUAGUUCCAAAGGUUAUGGUGCCAUGAGUGGCUUUGCUAGAGCCUUAAACCCUGUCUCUUCCAGCUAAAAUUUUAUUUCCUCUUAAUUAUAAAAAAAAUGUAUAGAAAAUAUCAUCGUUGUUGUUAUUGAUGUUUCUUCUAUCGUUUUGGAAGCUUUACGAUAUAUAUUCUAUCUUCCUUCCUUCCUUAUAGUCCUUGUAGAUAUGCUCAUAAACAGUGUACAAUGGUAUUUUAAGGCUACUCCACUCGAUCGAGUUUAUAUUCACAC